Messenger RNA from Colletotrichum fioriniae, 951 nucleotides. RefSeq lists its product as uncharacterized. The record is from RefSeq and is a predicted model, not a curated record. Lineage: Eukaryota; Fungi; Ascomycota; Sordariomycetes; Glomerellales; Glomerellaceae.
AUGGCAGUUAUCGCAGUUGCCGGAGGCACCGGAAACGUUGGCCGAACUUUGGUCGAGGCAAUUGUGGCCACUGGCAAGCAUGAGGUCAAGAUCCUCGCAAGAAAGGCAAACCCCGAGUUGGAGAAGACACUCGGGGCUUCGAUCGUCGUGGUUGACUACGCUGAUGUAGGCGCUACAACCAAACUUUUAGAGGAGCACAAUAUCCACACAGUCAUUUCAGCCAUCACCAUGAUGCCGCCACCAGGAGAAACACCCCUUGAGUUCGAGCUGAUUCGCGCUGCCAAUGCAUCAGCAUCGACGAAGAGAAUGAUUUCCAGUGGAUGGGGUGUCCCUCAUACGGAGAGCCAAAGUAGCCAACUGGGCUCUGUGCCAAACAAACUUCGCGCCGCCGCUCUCUUGAAAGAAACGAAGGACCUCGAGUACACCGUCGUCCACAAUGGAUUCUUCCUUGACUACUGGGCGACACCUGCUGUUCCCUCAUAUAUGAGCCCUUUUACCCUCUUCAUCGAUAUGCCAGGCAAUGCCGCAGCUAUUCCUGGCUCGGGAAAUACGCCUUCAGCUUUCACUCACACCAAAGAUGUGGGCAAGUUUGUAGCUGCUGCACUGGACCUGGACAAGUGGGAGCCAGACACUUUCAUCGUUGGUGACAAGGUUACUUUCAAUGAGUUUGUUAAGCUUGCAGAAGCGGCUAAAGGCACCAAAUUCAACGUUGCGUAUGACAGCGUUGAGAAACUGAAGACUGGCCAGGCGACAGAACUUCCCGGCCAAAUACCUGCAUACGCAUUCUUCCCCAAAGAGGCAUACCAGGGCAUGGCUGCGGUGUUUGGCCUCUGGUUUGAGAAUGGGAGCUUCAACAUUCCCCCUGAUGGAAAGAAAACACUCAACCAGAUUUUCCCUGACAUCAAGGCUUGGACUGUGAAGGAAAUCCUGGAUACUGCCUGGAAGGCUUAA